This is a messenger RNA of Cooperia oncophora, 306 nucleotides long. The record is from the annotation of a GenBank genome assembly. NCBI's taxonomy places the organism in Eukaryota, Metazoa, Nematoda, Chromadorea, Rhabditida, Trichostrongylidae.
AUGCGACAGGCUUCUCUUUUUGGUUUGCAUAGAGUACAUUUCCCAGGACUAGCAUUUAUUGUUCAGGGCUUCACAGGAAAACAAGGAACGUUCCAUGGACAACAAAUGAUUGAGUACGGAACCAAAGUCGUAGGAGGUGUAUCACCAAAUAAGGCUGGAACGGAGCACCUAGGUCUGCCAGUGUUCAAAUCAGUUGCUGAAGCGAAAGAUGCGACUGGAUGCGAUGCUACAGUCAUCUAUGUGCCAUACCAAGUAGCUGGAAAAGCAAUUGAAGAAGCUAUGGAAGCCGAGGUACGCAUUUUGCUU